UUAGACGUUUCAUAUUAUUAUGGCGUGACUGAAGGCAGAAAUAGGCUGUGUUUACCUAGGAAGUACAGUAUAUGAAAUGCGCCAGAGGACAUGUCUCUCCUUACUUCUCAUUUUCUUCGCUGACAGCCUCAGGGCUGAGGGUUUGAACAUCACGAAGUACGAUCAUCUAGCGUCAAUAUUAACUCGACACCGAGCAAUAAGAGAUGCCGAAUUCGACGAAGCUCUCAAACAAUACAGUCCUGUUCUGAAGAAAGUUGGCCUUUUUCAUGGCCGCUCAUAAAUACCUUACCAAGGAUGUUAGGUACAAAGGGAGAGAACUCUUGGAAGAAAGAUCCUACUUCCGUCACUUUCCUAUUCCUCGCCUACGUCGAUUACAUCACACAGCCUCGAAAGCUUGUCAACUUGGGGCGUUCCGAUGUUUACAGGAGAUUAAUUCCAAAGUUGAGAAAUUUAACACUGAAAGAAAAUCCGGCUCCAACAUCUACCAUCCUUUCUAUAACAAGGUUGAUUUGUUUCAGUACAGGACAACGGCGAGCUAUUUCUUGUGUAUGUACACUCUGGAACGCAAUGCUAUGAUGAAGACGAUUCACAUGGCAGGGAAGUGUCUAGAUGGGUUUCAGAAGACAAGGGAGGCAAAGGAAUCGGGAGUGUUUGUAAACGAUUGGCGGAAGGACGAUGUGGAGUAUCAGUGCUCCCAAAUCUAUUACUGUCCAAAUCCUUGCUACGGACGCCAAAGUCAGGGUAAUAUCGUCUCCUUCUUCAAACAAUGGAACGAUCCAGGCAACCCGUGUCGUGACCUCAAAAACCAAAAGUGUUCAUGGGCGCCGGGCCGGAAUUCGAACUUCGAGAGUCUCAUGCGAAACCGCUUCAACAUCACCUGUAUCUGUACCAAUGACCGGAAGGGCUUCGCGUGGAACUCUCGCUUCAAGAUGUGUGUGGACAUUGACGAGUGCCAUAAUGGGAAUGUGGUUUGUGAGAAGGGGAAGAUGUGCCAGAACACCGCAGGUAGCUAUGUCUGUGUGUGUCCGAGGGGGAAGAUGUUGAACAAGAAGACUCAGAAGUGCGAGGACAUUGUGCUCCUACCGGAAGUUAAGAAGGCCAAAUCGAAGCAAAGAAUUAACAGGAAUGACAAACCAACGCUUCUGCGGCAGCUGGAGAUUCUACUGGGGGUGUCAUCAGCUGCAACAGCUGGUGGAGCUGCAGGUUGGCCAGGUGUUCUGACUCUGUCUUUGACUCUGAUCAUGAUUGUUUGAAGGUGCCAUCCUUUAGAGUGACUCACAGGAACUCAUAGUUGCAGUUUCGGGGCGAUCAAGUCUUUGCUGGCGUGUUCCCUGUUUAAAUAGUUGUCCGAUCACAGCUCCACUUGUGUCCACUGGAUGCAAGGAGUCAAACCCGUCUUUAGGCGUAACAAUCGAACGUUCAGCUAUUACUCUAUCCCACCAUGUCUGGUUAUUAAUCACCAAGAGAAGAGGGGGCUGUGGGGUAGCCCAGCUGAUAAAGCGUUUGCUCGUCACGCCGAAGACCCGGGUUCGACU
Messenger RNA from Haliotis rubra (blacklip abalone), 1535 nucleotides. RefSeq lists its product as uncharacterized. The record is from RefSeq and is a predicted model, not a curated record. The transcript has a single exon. Lineage: Eukaryota; Metazoa; Mollusca; Gastropoda; Lepetellida; Haliotidae. Bases 267 to 1253 code for a protein of 328 amino acids. Gene Ontology annotation, molecular function: calcium ion binding.